AUGCACCGCAGCAGAGAAAAAGAAGAGACGAGGAGCAAAAAGACCUUUGAUUCUGACAGGAGGCGCAAAGAGAAAAGCAGAUGUGACAAAACAGAAAAGAUGGGCGAAGUAAAGAAGGGAGACUUCUACAGGAUACUGCAAAGCAACGGAAGAAGCGGAACAGGAAGGAUAGUGGAAGUGGGCGAUAGAGAGAUAAAGCUAAGCGAGUACACAGACUCAGAGCACGCAGUGGCGUACGAGUAUUCGAUAAAGAUAGAGAACAUAAGAAGUAUUGAGCCAAUGGUUGCGUCGAUAAGAAAGGAAAGCAGCAACACAAAGAACAAUGUAGUAAUAGUGACAAUGACCACAGGAACCAUGGGAUACGGCGAGCUAGUUAAAGAGACAAGCGACGAGCUAACAAUGACGAAUUUCGUAUUUUUCUCAGACGGAUCUAUUCCCUACGGGAUAACAGUAAAAAAAGAGCUGGUGAGGGAGUUCCUGCGAUUGAGCGCGCCCCUGAAGGAGGCAGAGGAAGAGUUCAAAACAGACGCAGAGAUAGGAAGAAAGAAAAACGAACAAAAAGGACAAAAAAAAGAGAUGGAGUCGUUCUACCAGAGCACAAAAGAGCCAGAGUACCAGCCAAAGGAAAAACAGGAAAAGUGGAACCAGUUUGCAGAAAAUGAAAAACUUUUUGGGCUGAAGGCAACAUUCGACGAGUCAAUGUACACAACAGUGCUGGACAAAAACUCAAAAGAGUACAAAGAGUACGCGCAGGAAGCAGAGGAUAUCGCCAGAAGAAUAGACAAGCCCGUCUCCUCGAAUGCGCACCUGGAGGAAGAAAGAGGCAGAAUAAGCGAUAGGCCAGAAGACGAGAAAUACAGCACGGCUGCUAUAAGACAAAAACAGAAGAAAACCCAGCAGAGUAAGACAGCAGA
Molecule: messenger RNA, 914 nt
Organism: Nematocida minor
Lineage: Eukaryota; Fungi; Microsporidia
Exons: 1
Biological process (GO): cytoplasmic stress granule assembly
Cellular component (GO): cytoplasmic stress granule
Molecular function (GO): RNA binding
Source: RefSeq, a predicted model, not a curated record